GGCCGGGCCAUGGCGGCCGUGCUGGGCCGGGUGGCGGAGCUGCCCGCGCUGCUCGCCCUGUGCCGCUCGCCCUUGGUGCGGCGCUGGGACCCCGCGGCGCCGGGCAGGGCCCUCGAGUGGGGCCGCUACUUCCAGCACCUCCACGGCCGCUGCCGUGCGCGGCCGCGGCUCCGAGAGGCCCUCGGGCGGCGGCUGCGCCGGGCCCAGCCGCGCCCGCCCGCGCUCGGCUUCUCCGCCCUGGGCCGCUGCCCGGAGCUGCUGGGGCUGGCGCUGCUGGAGAACCGCGCUCUGCCGCCCGCCGCCUGCCGCCGCCUGCUCCGCUGUCUACUGCUGCCUGCGAGCGGGGCUGAGCCCCCCGGGCUGGCGCUGCUCGCCCGCCGCAAGGCCGCGGCCCGCCUGCUGGAGCCGCCGCGCCGCCCCGGGGACACCGAGCCGCGGGUGCGGGCGGAGGCGCAGCUGCUGCUGGGCCGGCUGCGGGAGGAGGAGGAGGAGCAGGAGGAGGAGCAGGAGCGGGCGCGGUGGCUGUGCGGGGUCCUGGAGCGGCUCCCCCCGCCCCGCGCCUUCGCCGUGGUGGCGGCGGCGCUGGCCCUGCUCGGGGCCGGGGAUGGGGAGCAGGAUGGGAGCGGCCCGGAUGGAGAUGGGUUCUGUGCCGGGCUGCUGCUUUCCUGGCUGCUGGGGAACCUGGAGCGGUUCUCUGCCUUCUGCCUUUGCCUCCCGGGUUCCCUUCUUGCUUCCCUAGCUGGUCAUUAUCCCCAGUUGAGCAGAGCUUAUUUGGACCUCCUAUCCGGCUGGGGAAGCCACUUGCACUAUGACCCCUUGCAGGGGCGGUGGGUUAAAAGUUGCCUUGAGAAAGCUGAAUUGUCCUGGGAGGAGCUGAGGGAGCGCUUCAGUUGCCUCUGUCGGGGAUCUGCACUGCUCAGGGAACAGACCCAAGCCGCUCUGAAACUCCUGAAGACACGAGAUGGAGAUUUCGAAGUCCGUGGCCUAAGUGUGUGGACUGACUUGCUGAUGGAAGUAGAGGAAUGAAGUAGGGUCCUAAUGCGUGAGCACGAAAGCAACAUGAAAACAUAUAGAGUCAAGCAAAUCUGGUUAACCCUAUUUGGUAUGAGAGGCAACACAACUAUACCUCACUUUGAAAACCAGCAUGUGACUGCUGAUCACACUGAUUCUGACUGCAUUUGAAGUCUUUCAAGGAGGCCUGAUCCUUGUAGUUGCACUGUCACGUCUGGUCACCACAGGAAACACUGCCCUUCUCAGUACUUGCUGUUUAACUGCCUAAUAAAAUGAAGAAAA
Molecule: messenger RNA, 1293 nt
Organism: Empidonax traillii (willow flycatcher)
Lineage: Eukaryota; Metazoa; Chordata; Aves; Passeriformes; Tyrannidae
Gene: FANCF
Product: FA complementation group F
Exons: 1
Coding region: 10-1026 (338 amino acids)
Biological process (GO): interstrand cross-link repair
Cellular component (GO): Fanconi anaemia nuclear complex
Source: RefSeq, a predicted model, not a curated record